AUGUUCUCUGCUGCCGGCCUGUUCAAAAACAUUCGGUGUCCUGAAGGCGCACUAUGUCGAGUUCCGAACUGUAUCUUCUCCCAUCAGUUUUCUGGCAACGAUGGACCCACACAGCAAGCCUUGUCUGUUCGCAGCGGUGCUGCAGUAUCAAGCAGCAGCAGCACACCCGCCGGCCAUGAUGCGAAGAGACGGAAGCUAGAUGGAACAGACCAGCAAAUCCCAACUGCCAACAGUCGUUUGAAAGACGAUGUUUCUAAAAAGCCGUUCGUUGGCAUAAUAGCAACGAAAGAGCCAACGCGGCCACUUGCGACUGCAGAUACUGCCAAAGGGGCCACAAGUACUGUCAAAACUCCCUCCCAGAUCCUGAAGACUGCUACAAGAACGGUAUCUCCCCCGCCGAGAAGCGAGAAGGUGAAGGUGGCGCCAGCUACUCAGAAGCAAGCAGUCCAGAAUAACCAUGUCGAAACGCUAAACCCGCGCCUGGUGAAGAUCGAUCCGGCGGGACAUGGACUCCGAAGAUUGUAUCUCAGCAAAAUGCACGAAGGCAUGGUCCGGCUGAACGAUGUAGUAUCAAAGAGUACAGAUCCGGACGUCAAAGUAUUGCAUCUUUCAAGUGGCGAACUCAUCAAGCUUGCGUUGGAUGAAGAGGAAGAUAUUGCCAACGGCAAAACAUCUGUCUACGGCAAUAUCAUCAAACUUCGCGUAGUGGCUUAUAAGAAUAUGAAACUUGAAGAGUGGGUAAGGCUACAAAGAGAAGACCUCGCACGCAAGGAAGGCAAGGCCAAAGAGGCCGAGCCACCUCCGCCACUCGACACGGGGCUUUUACCCACUGAAGAACUUCUCAUACUCCCCCGACUGGUUGGAAAUCAAGAGGGGCUCGAUAAACACGGCUACGUGCCAUCGCCACCGACACAGGCCGACAUAGCCGCCGCCAAGGAGGGUGUCGAAGCAGCCCACGGCUACGAGACAUGCGACCGCUGCAGUACUCGCUUCCAAGUCUUCCCGGACAGACGAGAAGACGGCGCUCUCACCUCCGGCGGCACAUGCACCUACCAUUGGGGCCGCGUAUAUCGACCGCCGCGUGAAAAAGCUGAUGCCAUCAGAGGCGUUAGGGAGCCAAAAUACACCUGCUGCCAGGAACAGAUCGGGACUCCAGGCUGUACAGUGGGCGAGACCCAUGUUUUCAAGAUCUCGGAGGCAAAGCGGCUGGCCGCAGUGUUACCAUUCGAAUGGACGCCGGAAAACCCAAGGGCUAGGACGGACAGAGCCGUCGCCUUCGACUGUGAGAUGGGCUAUACAGUCUACGGUCUCGAGCUGAUCCGCCUCACCGCAACGUCCUGGCCGGACCGGGCCCCCCUUAUAGACGUUCUGGUCCGGCCGCUUGGUGCUAUUUUAGACCUCAAUACCCGCUUCUCCGGCGUCCAGCCGGAAGCCUUUUUCAACGCUCCUCCAUUUAAUCCUGGUGCCGGGGCUUUACCGAGCCGACCACCUUCUACCGCGGAAACAGGAACCGCAGCCUCUCAGCCGACGCUCGCAAUAGUUGCCUCACCCGACGUAGCCCGGACGCUGCUCUGCUCCUACAUAUCACCUUCCACCCCGCUCCUCGGCCACGCGCUGGAGAACGACCUCAACGUCAUCCGCCUCUGCCAUCCCACAAUCAUCGACACUGUGCUUCUUUUCCCACACCCACGCGGCCUUCCCGUCCGCUACGGUCUCCGUGCUCUCGUCAAACAACAUCUGAACAAGGACAUCCAGACUGCAGGGGCUGCCGGCCAUGACUCCUUGGAGGAUGCACGAGAGGCGGGGGAGUUGGUGCGAUGGAGGGUGGCAAGGGAGUGGAAGAGGUUGAAGUCGGAGGGCUGGAGUGUGAAGGGGGGACAGUUCUUUGCGCCGCUUGUGCCGGGUAUGGGAGUGAAGCCAGCGACGCUGGAGGAACUGAGGGGGUAUGUCUUUGCCCCGCUGGAAAAGAGGGCUAAGCGGAGACGGGGGCAGGUUGAUGGGGCGGACGAGGAGAGGGAGUUGAGCGAGGGUCGUUAG
Molecule: messenger RNA, 2037 nt
Organism: Coniosporium apollinis CBS 100218
Lineage: Eukaryota; Fungi; Ascomycota; Dothideomycetes
Exons: 1
Coding region: 1-2037 (678 amino acids)
Cellular component (GO): nucleus
Molecular function (GO): exonuclease activity; nucleic acid binding
Source: RefSeq, a predicted model, not a curated record